Periophthalmus magnuspinnatus is the source of this 996-nucleotide messenger RNA. It is a transcript of the gene nsl1, whose product is annotated as NSL1 component of MIS12 kinetochore complex. Gene Ontology annotation, cellular component: kinetochore; MIS12/MIND type complex. NCBI's taxonomy places the organism in Eukaryota, Metazoa, Chordata, Actinopteri, Gobiiformes, Gobiidae. Bases 46 to 786 code for a protein of 246 amino acids. Gene Ontology annotation, biological process: mitotic sister chromatid segregation. The transcript has 6 exons. The record is from RefSeq and is a predicted model, not a curated record.
AGACACAAUUACACUUCCGGUUUGCCUUAAAAUUUGGCGGUAAAGAUGGAGGCUACACAAACUGACAAAAUCUCCUCUGAAGAUCCAAAUACUGAAUACAGGGUUCAGGUGCAGUCCAAGAAACAGGUGCAAGAGCAGAUAGACCGGUACAAAGAACUUUUAAAAACAGUUUUAGACGGACAGACGGAGUUAGCAGCGGACACGAAGAGGGAACUUCUGGGAGAACUGCUGGCGAACUUUGAAGCAGGAGUUCAGGAGAAUGUUUUGGUGAAUGGUCAAACUUGGAAUGAUGCUCCUGAUGAUGAGGAGGAGGUUGACCUGGAGAGUCAGUUGGAUGAUAUGAUUGUAGAGACCAGUAGCAAACGCCGCACUUAUCCCAGAAAGAUCCUGCCCCACGUGGUUCAUGCUCUGAAGGCUGAACGCAAAAUAAUGUGUCUUUAUGAAAACACAAUCCAACCACAAGAUGUGUUUAAGGAUCCAGAACAAGAGAGUAUUAUGAACAUGCUGUCAGCAGAGGCUCCUGUACUGUCAAAACAAGCUAAUCAAGUCAUAAAGGCCAUCCAGACUCUACAUAAACAAGCUGAAGGUCUGUGUCAGAUCCUCAACUCAAAGCCAAGUGCAGCAUCUUUAGAAAUACACAGAGACAUUUUCGGCAACUGUGACGAAUCGGAUGCCUUGAGUUCGCCCUUUAGGCACCAGGAGCCAAUCAGGAGGCUCGCAGAGGAGACAUCUGCCGCAAACUGCUACAUAUCACUGGAUAAAAAAAAUACAGAUGCAGGGGAAUAAAAACAUAAAAACAUCUGCACAAAAUGGACAUUAAGAAAAGACUGAAUUAAUAUGGGCAACAGUAGUCUCUGUAAGAAGACAUUAACUUAGACUUAAAUGUUACUAUUAAAUGUCCUCAAAAGCAAGAACUUGUCUAGACUUGGCAUGUCUUUUUCUCAUUUACUAAAAGUGCAAUCUAUUAAGGUAUAUCUACAUGUUGUUUAUUGGCAU